AUGGGCCACUCAAUGCGCGACCAUGGCUCUUUUGUCCGGCCUUCCACCCGGGAUAGGCCUUCGACACGCGGUGAAGGGGAAAAUUCGCUGGUCGUUCCCAGCCGCACGUCGUCGCUGCACUCUCGCAUCACUCAACCCAUUCCGUCUACUCUCAACAUCAAGCCCGCCCAGCGAACACCGAAAACACUCACCCAUGCCUAUAUGGUCUGCGGUGUCGGGCGCGAACCCUCACAAUGGGUCAAGGCCCCAGCCCCAGAACAGGGUAAGAUUGGCCAUAUGAAGGGAGCUGUCGGUCAAUUCUGGCUGCCCGAGAUUCUGGGAAGCAGCCCCCGACUAGAGCAGGACAAUGAGAUUGCCCGAGCCCUGCACUCGGCCAUGCGGGCAUGUUUCCCUCACGACGUGGAGAUCUGCACUGGUAAGAGCCAGCCUCACUGUGCACACCACGCGUUCGUGCUGCAGCAGGACUCUUCUCACACUUUGUACGGUAUCGCGCUGCGCGUCUGGUCCCGUGCGGACGAGAAGCGCGCGGAGACUAUUCGCGAGCUGCGCAAGAAGACGGAGCCGGACUUCUACGACAACCCCGAUGAGACUUACUGGAUUCCUUACUGCUUGAGUUUCCUCUCUCGCUACCCCCUGUACGACCUACUGGGUGAUUACCUCCGCGGUAUGUGGAUUCACUGGAACAAGGCCACAAACCUGUUCCACGCCGAGGAGGUCUCGCGUAUUCUCAGCUUCCCGGCCCCGCGUCUCAACGACUUGGUUCGCAUCGAUAUGAAGGACUACGCUCUUUGCUACCAAUUCCCCUCUUCGCCGACUGGAUUCCAGAACUUCUCCAUGUGGCCCCUGUUCACCUGUCUGUCGAUCCCCAACAUCGUAGGAGUCAUUGAGGCUGCUGUCUCCCCUACUCGCCGUAUAAUCUUCGUCUCUCACUACCCUGCGAUGCUGACCGUGGCUGCCGAAACCAUUCGCUACUGUGUUCGUGUCUACGAGUGGAGCGGCCUGUACGUGCCCGUUGUGCACGCUCGUCACGUCAAGGAGCUUGUCCAGGAGCCCGGUCCUUACAUUUUGGGUGUCACCGCCGAGUGCCGUACUCUGUUCAACGCUCCAUCUGACGCCCUCGUUGUCGAUCUCGACCGUAACUUCGUUCUGACCUCCAGCCCGCCCAAUGUGCUGAACCAGGGUCAGCGCACCAAGUUCAUCAACCGCAUGACUCAAUCCUUGAACGGUGAUGUCUCGCCUUCCGGCGUGCCUACUCACCUGCGCACUGCCUACGCUGGGGGUAAGCUCAUCCCCGCUGGUCAGAUUAUCGUCAUGCGCGGCGAGGUCGAGAGCAUCCAGGAGCCCCAAUGGUGGAACCAGGAUGCCGUCAUGAGUGUCAUGGACCAUGUGUGUGAGAAGCUGGGUCGCAACACCGGUAUGAAGGCCAUCUUCGGUGGCUCCGUAAAGAAGCCCUUGAUGACCAAGGUCUCGAUGCGUCACCUCAACGAGAUUGUCCGCGAGCGCAACCAAUAUUCCCGGGACGCCAUGGAGGCCUGGCAAGACUUUAUCAAUCUCAAGGGAAGAAUGGACACCGAGCUUAGCAAGGUUACCAAGCGCAACAACUUCCUUGUCGAGGAGCUCGAGACCUGGAAGCAGCAGUUCCUCAAGUUCCAGGCCUUUGCUGAGCAGCUCACCAAGGAGACCACGGAGCUCAAGGUCAAGAUCGAGAACCACAAGCGUGAGAACCGUCGCCUCACUGGUCUCAUUGACCAACAGAAAGACGAUGUGGCUCGUCUCACUCUUCGUCUGUCUGGUACUGAGAAGCAGCGUGACGACGCCCUCGAGGCCCUCGUUCUCCAGCAGGAGAUUGCCGAAGAGCUCGAGCGUGAGCGCAAGCGCAACCAGAAGGAGAUCUCCGCCCUCACUCACACUAACUCAACUCUCUCCCGUGAGCGCGAGGACGCCCAGCGCGUGGUUCUUCACCUGCGCAGCCUCAUCAACGGCCAGAGCCACCACAUGGAGCACAUCGUACGCUCCAUCAGCAGCACAUCAGAGAUUACUGAAAUGGUCGAGCAGGGUUACGAAGACGCUCCUGAGGAGCGCAAGGCAGAGACUCCCAAGCCCAAGGAGCCCGUCAAGACAGAGGAGGUCAAUGGUCAAAAAUCUCUGGUAAAUGACAUGAACCCUGCUCUAGAGCAGCAUUUGCUGAACCUCGGCAAGGACCACAAGACCCUUGCUCGUUUGAGCAUUACAGAUGUCGCAGACCGCUACCUACGCGACAAGACCGAUGCUAUCGCGGACAUCAUCCGCAGCAUCAGCGACCAGUGUGCCGCCGCCGUCGAGGGUCUCCACCUCGCCCAGGACGCCGAAGAUGACGAGGAGGGUAAGCUCCAGUCCUCCGACCGUCUUGGCUCCGACUACGACACCCAGGAGGGCCGCUCCACCCGUGCCGCCAGCGAAAUGAGCGACAUCGACAACAACUCCCUCCACCCGGAUAACCGUCACUCCAGUAUCCCCCCGACCCCGGAUCUGGUCCACAACCGCUCCAGCACCUCUAUGUCCAUGGUGAGCAGCUCGACUUUCCCCGAGCGCUCAAGUCAGCAGUACGGACCGGGCGACAUCCCUACUCGUAUCGUCGAGGAUGACGACGAACAUGCCCACGAGAUGGAGAAUGUCGAUGACCAGCAGACCGAGCCUGGCACUCUGUCCAAGCAGGCUAGCGAGGACCUCAUGCGACCAAACACCGCUCGGGUCAUCUCCUAG
Penicillium antarcticum is the source of this 2742-nucleotide messenger RNA. RefSeq names its product DENN (AEX-3) domain protein. NCBI's taxonomy places the organism in Eukaryota, Fungi, Ascomycota, Eurotiomycetes, Eurotiales, Aspergillaceae. The transcript is spliced from 2 exons. Gene Ontology annotation, biological process: regulation of Rab protein signal transduction. Gene Ontology annotation, cellular component: cytoplasmic vesicle. Bases 1 to 2742 code for a protein of 913 amino acids. The record is from RefSeq and is a predicted model, not a curated record.